This is a messenger RNA of Amphimedon queenslandica, 1864 nucleotides long. RefSeq lists its product as uncharacterized. The coding region runs from base 20 to 1255 and encodes 411 amino acids. The record is from RefSeq and is a predicted model, not a curated record. The transcript is spliced from 3 exons. NCBI's taxonomy places the organism in Eukaryota, Metazoa, Porifera, Demospongiae, Haplosclerida, Niphatidae.
CAGUAGAGAAACAAAAGUUAUGACCCUGCAUAGGAGUUUCAUAAUAUAUAAAGCAAAAGAGCUGAAGAUGACAGAGAAAGAGGUUGAUGAAUUUUUAAAAACAUUCACAAAUUUUGGCAGCAUCCUCCACAUGCCUCAGUAUGACAGUAUUAAAGAUAUUGUCAUUGUCAAUAUUUGGGAGUUCACUCAAUACCUAGACAAACUUUAUUAUCCUCAAGAAGAAGAACCGUAUGCUCCCAAUCUGUUAAAGUAUGGAAUCAUAUCAGAAUCAUCUGUGAAAGAAAUUUUUUGCAAGCAUCCUGAGAGUGCUGAAGAUUUCAUGAAGGUUCUUACAACAAUUGCAAUGGCCUCUAAAAUUAAAAGUGGCUUGUCUAUCCUCAUUGAUUAUCAGCAGCAACCUGAUAAGGUGCACUAUUAUUUACCAUUAGCAAGAACGCGUGAAGUGUACACACCACCAGACAAAGAGAAUGAUUAUGCUUUCAUUGAGAUAGAGAGUGUCAACUUCCCAGCUAAUAUACAAGCUAGUAUUAGCUAUGCCAUUAUGGAUAAUAAUGACGAUGUUGUUCUUAUUGCUACAGAACCCAGCAAUGUCUCACAAUUUUUUUUCCAAUCUGAGAGUGGCCCUCCCAUUAUAAUAGAGAUGAUAUACAAAGGAAGCAAGACAAGGUUAAGAAUAAUGAACAGCUCCAAUGACAUACUCACAUCUCCAGCAGCAGUUGAAGCAUGUUACAAAGUAAUCACUGCUUCAUGUCGAUGUCUUGACAGAAAAAUUAAUACUAUAAGUGACCUCAAAUUUAGUUUUGCUGUGCCCUGCUGUGAGUAUCCUGAUAGAUAUCAUUAUCUCUACUACAAUUGUGAGCCUCAGCUUUGUGAUGCCUGUUCAGCUGAAAAUAAUUUCAGAUUAUGCUGGAGCAAAGCAGCAAAUAAAUGUGAAAAAUUAAACAAAGACGAUGGAGCAAGAUUAAAAGAAACUUGUCGUACAGAUAUUCUACUUAAAUUUCAGGACAUUGCUGGCCUUGUUACUGAUGAUUAUGAUUUUGAAGCCUUGAAAGAAGCACUUAACAUCAAAGAUGUUUCGACUCCUGAUCCAGAAGAUAGUGAGGGCAAAAAGAAGGCAAUGAUGCUGAUGCUCUUAAAUUGGGAAAAACAGACAGAAAUACCAACUAAGCAUGCACUAAAAACUAUAUUAGAGGAUAGGGGAUUUGCUCAUAUUGCCAAUAAACUGGAUACUGAAAUAAAAAGUGAUGUAUAUUAACUCAAAUAAUUACAAUACUAUAAUCUAUACUGUUAUACUAUAUUUAUAGGCUGCAUGUUUCUUCAUUGCUAGACUAUACUGUUAGAUUAAUUUUAAUAGUAAUUGAUAAAUAGAUCUAGACUUAUAUUAUUAUUAUUAUUAUUAUUAUUUAAUUUUAAACUACUCACUGAUGAAGAAUUCUAUUUGAUGUUUGUGGUAUGAAUGAUGAUAUGGAGACAGCUACAUAAAAAUAAGCACUUUAAUGACAAUUUCAAUUUUUCCUUUGAGCCCCGCCAUAGUAGAGUAGUAUCUAUGGCCUCCUAGAAGAAUGUAGACAGCCACGCCUUGUCGCCUUCUGUGGGUAUGAACUAUGGAGAAAGAAGAUCGAGGAGAAAACUUAACAACUUCAAGCGUAAAAGCUGAGCGUGUAUCUGGAGACAAGCAUUGAUGUUGUUGACAGUGUCCGGGCACCAACAGGAGAAGAUCACAAACAUGAAGCCGAUUCUGACCCCCUCUUCUAUCAACAAAACCCCUCGCAGAGUCCCACUUCAUUUGAUGCCAAUGCUGGAAUAGGAGGCAGACAAUCCGAUGCUGAUCUCUGUACUGGCUAUGAGAGUUUUGAUUAUGAAA